AUGGACCACUUUUCGCCCAGCUUAGAGGAGGAUCACGAGGAGGAGAUCGCUGAGGAGAAGAUUAUUAAUGAAGAAUACAAAACAUGGAAGAAGAACGCGCCUUUCCUUUAUGAUAUGAUUCUUAGCACUGCCCUAGAAUGGCCAACUCUCACAGCGCAAUGGCUUCCUGAUAAGCAGGAGGACCCUGAUAAACCAUACACCACACAUCGCCUCCUGCUAGGCACUCAUACAUCAAGCGAAGCUCAGAACUAUCUUCAAAUAGCCCAAGUACAGCUGCCGAACGCUAAGAACCCGGAAGCCGAAGAUUAUGAUGAAGAGAGGGGGGAGAUUGGGGGGUAUGGCGGCGCCGGUCCCAACAAAACCUCGAUGGAGGUGAAAUUUAACAUCACGCAAAAGAUCGAUCAUAAGGGGGAGGUCAACAAGGCACGCUACCAGCCACAAAAUGCCAAUCUCAUUGCAACCAUGUGCACGGACGGGCGGGUUAUGAUAUGGGACCGGUCGAAACACCCCAGCGUGCCACAGGGGACCGUUAACCCGCAGCUGGAAUUGUUAGGACACACGAGCGAAGGGUUCGGUUUAAGCUGGAAUCCCCAUACCCCGGGAGGGCUUGCUACAGGAAGCGAAGAUAAGACUGUUCGGUUAUGGGACGUAAGCACAUAUACCAAAGGCAACAGGGCCCUGAAACCCGUUAGAACGUACACACACCACUCUUCCAUCGUCAAUGAUGUUCAAUACCACCCACUCCACUCGUCUCUCGUCGGCACCGUCUCCGAUGAUAUCACCCUCCAGAUUCUAGACAUCCGUGAAUCAGACACUACUCGCUCUGCAGCAUCUGCCAAGGGUCAGCAUAAGGAUGCCAUCAACGCAGUGGCCUUCAACCCGGCCGCAGAGACCGUAGUGGCUACCGGCUCCGCUGACAAGACCAUCGGUCUAUGGGAUCUCCGAAACCUCAAGUCUAAACUUCACGCCCUAGAAUGCCACCAGGACUCCGUCACAUCGCUAUCAUGGCAUCCAUUUGAAGAAUCCGUGCUGGCGAGCGCGAGUUACGACAGAAGAAUCAUGUUCUGGGACCUCAGCCGCGCAGGUGAAGAACAAACUCAAGAAGACGCCCAAGACGGGCCACCUGAAUUAUUGUUCGUGCAUGGCGGACAUACCAACCGCAUUUCCGACUUCAGCUGGAACCUUCACGACCCCUGGGUGCUUUGCUCAGCGGCCGAAGACAACCUGUUGCAGGUAUGGAAGGUUGCAGAUGCGAUUGUAGGCAAGGACAUCGAGGAUGUUCCUACGGAGGAGCUGGAGUCUUGA
Arthroderma uncinatum is the source of this 1305-nucleotide messenger RNA. RefSeq names its product histone acetyltransferase type B subunit 2. Gene Ontology annotation, biological process: regulation of gene expression. NCBI's taxonomy places the organism in Eukaryota, Fungi, Ascomycota, Eurotiomycetes, Onygenales, Arthrodermataceae. The transcript is spliced from 6 exons. The coding region runs from base 1 to 1305 and encodes 434 amino acids. The record is from RefSeq and is a predicted model, not a curated record. Gene Ontology annotation, molecular function: histone binding. Gene Ontology annotation, cellular component: cytoplasm; Rpd3L-Expanded complex; nucleus.